CUUUUAGCGUAAUGUCGGAUUUCGUGUCGUGGAUUAACGAUAACGGUCAGCAGCCUACCCGUGAAGGCAUGCCUACCCCUGUCUACGCCUCGCCACCCUUCAACCAUGGUAAAGCAGACGUGAUCCUGCGCUCGUCGGACAACGUCGAUUUCCGUGUAUUCAGGCUUUUCCUUUCAUUGUCUUCUUCGUUCUUCGAGACCCUCUUCGACCUUCCUCAGCCAUCCGAAGAAGAGAAGUCUGCGGAUACUGAGACGAAGGACGGAUUGCCUGUGCUUCCCGUCUCAGAGGACAGCAGGACUUUAGAUGCACUCCUCCGCUUCUGUUACCCCUGCACUCUGACCGAGAAUCCUCCCCUUAACCACUUCAGGGACGUGAUCAAAGUGCUGGAGGCGGCGCAAAAGUAUUCUCUUGAUGAAGUCGAAAACACUAUCCGAAAGGCCCUCUUUAACCCCACUAUUCUGGAGGCUAACCCACUGCGUUGUUUUGCCAUGGCGCGCCAAGCUCGCAUGCGGGAAGAGACUAUCCUCUCUGCAAAGUAUUCUCUGAGGACAUCCCUCGUUCCAGAUUGGUUUGAGGAGAUCGAGAUGAUUAGUUCCACUGAUCUUCUCGCCUUGUGGGCUUACCAUCAAAAGUGCGGGAAGGCCGUGCAGAAAUUGCAGCUCAGCUUUUCAUGGAUCGAAGGUCAUUAUCAGAGUCGCGUAGCAGCUCCGUGGAUUUUUGGUGAAACCCCGGGUCGCACCUGUGGUUGCCCUAAGUCAAACACGAUCAAGCUGUUUGGCCAGAAGCAUCUCGUAUGGUGGGAGGAGUUUAUGGAAGCUACUUUCCAGACCCUAAAGGAGAAACCGUGUGCCCAGACCGUGUACCAGGCAGCCGAAAAGAAUAUCGAACAGGUCAGGCGACGUAAUUGUCAAUCUUGCUCUCCCGACAUAGCUACUGUGAUGAAGCAAUUUGCCGACCUGUUUGCGAAGAAAGUGGAAGAGCUUGUUUCGGAAGUCGAACUUCACUUCACCUACUAGCCUAUGUGCAAAUGCUGAAGUGUCAUGGUGAAUGUCAUCCUGACACUUUAGUAUUUGGAAAAAGAUCUUCGCUUGCCAGCACAAUCACCGUUUGUCGUGUAAAUGUGUAUGUAAUUUCCAUGGUUGUUCAGAUGUAGUUACUCCUCCGUACGUAUGAAUUUCAUGUUGACUCCUACAAAACGCCGCCUUUUCGAUCUUGUAUCACCAUAUUACAUGCACUGCAUGUUGUAUGUAUGUCCGCUC
Pisolithus orientalis is the source of this 1259-nucleotide messenger RNA. RefSeq lists its product as uncharacterized. The transcript has 2 exons. The record is from RefSeq and is a predicted model, not a curated record. The coding region runs from base 12 to 1016 and encodes 334 amino acids. Gene Ontology annotation, molecular function: protein binding. Lineage: Eukaryota; Fungi; Basidiomycota; Agaricomycetes; Boletales; Pisolithaceae.